UCGGGACGUAAACGUCCUCACGCUCGCUCUCGGCCGGCGUCGACGUGCGGCGACGCAUGACGUACACUCGCGAGAAGAGAGCUCUUCAGAGGCGGCUUCUCGAUCGGCCGCCGCUUGGAUUAUGGCGUCGGGAGGUGCUCGUCUCUGGGGCGGGUCUGUGGCGCUGCGAAGGGCCUGCCUCGAUCGGGAGACGUAACGCGAAUACUGCGGCAGUGUGCGAGGAUGGCCCUGAACUGUGCGUCCCUGUCCGCUGGCGACCAAGGGUGCCGGACGGCCCCCCGCGCCGCUCGCGGCGACCUCGGCCCCUCGGCCGUUGCUUUGGCCAUGGUGUCUGGAGACAGCGUUUUCACCGCCAGACCUGGGGCGAUUUACGCAGGACCAGGCCCUCGGCAGAGCGUGCGGCCGAGCGUUCGCACCGAGAACCGGAGGCUAGCUGCCGGAGGUGGGGGUCCUACCCGCCUUAUAAAGGGAGGAGCGUCGGAAGGCCGGCGCCGGGGCCGCCGAGCCAGAGUCUCCCCGUACCCUGCGCCUGGGGUUAAACUUGAUCCCUUAAGAAGUGUGCUGCAGCGGCAUCUGGUAGCCCUUGGAGGUGUCGCCGCAGCCCCAGUCCCAGCUUAAAACGAAUGCCUCCUUCGGCUACUCUUGAUUAGCUUAUGAAUAAGGCUUUUCCAAAAUCCUCUCGGUGCAUUCGCAGUCUUAUUUUUAGAAAAAUGUUUUCAUUUUGACAUAAACACAUAAAAUGCAUCGGGACUUUAUUGACAGCCUAUUCAAAGGAAAAUUUUACUGUUAAGUCAGAUGGAAUGCAGCCAAAAUGAGAUCAGGAAGAGGUAGGAGAGAUUAUUUCUUAGGUAGUCGGAAAGCCGAACUGAUUGAGCCACCCUCCACAAAGUCAAGUUUUUAUUCACCCUUUGUGCAUUCCAGCAACGAAUCCAAACUUCACUGAUUUCCACAGGUAUUACCCUCCCCCACCCCCCACCAGCUGAUUCUCCUACUUCGAGGCUUCUAAUUCAAGCUUCCUUAACUGCCCCUUGCUCAGAAUCUUACCCUUUGCCUUUACUUCUGUUGGUGUAAAAGAAAUGCUUCAUUACUUAUUCUUCCACCUAUGGCCCGACAUUUGUUCUUCAGUCUUUUCCCCAACACUUAACAUCUUCCAUCAUCCCUCCCUUCACCUUUUCUAAAGGAGUAUUUACAGACGAGCUCCAAUCUCAGCCAAACUCAAAACAACAAAAAAUAAAACCUAAACCUUUCUACUCUUUCAAAUUAAGCCAAAGUACAUUCUUUUAUUUGCCAAUGGCUUAGAAUUAAUUUUUAUGUUUUUUCAUUUUAUUAUUCACUUUGGAUUCCAGCCCCUCAAUCCCUCCUGUCCCAGAACACACUGGUGGAAACUGUAGUCCUAAAGUCUAAAGUCUCUUACCAUAAAGCUGUUUGUCCAUCUUCACUACAGCAUCUUCCUUGAAAUUUUUAGCCUUUACUCACUCAACUGUUCAACAAUAUUUGAGCAUCUUCUUGUGGUAAUCACUGUGAAUGAACUUCUGCCAUCAAGGAGUAAAUUAGUUGAGGAGGCUAAUAAAUGUAAUCACCAUACUGGUCUGUUCAAUAGUCACAGUGAUAAGAAUAAGCACUGGCUGCAACAGCUUUUCAUAAUUCUGUACCGUCCUGGUUCUGUCCUUAUAGUGGACCCUAUCCGUUUAGACUUAAAGUAAUGAUGUUCAGAUAAAGCAAAAUUACUACAUACCACACAGUAUUCAAUUAUUAGAGCCACGUCUUCAGAAGAAUGUGGCUAAACCAGAGAGCUUCCAUAAGAGUGAAUACAGUGAGAGAUCUGGAAACUAGGUUGGGGGAGAAUGAUUGCAAGAAUGAUAUCUACCUUUUAUUGAGUGCUAUGCACAAGACAGUGUGCUAGGGGCUUUUAUUGUUUGUUUGCAAUUAUUUUUGAGGACUAAUUCUGUGCCUGCUACUGUGCCAGGCACUGAGAAUAAAGUGGGGAACAAAGCAGUCUGCUCUUACGGAGCUUUGUAUGCUGUUUAAUUCUCAGAGCAGCCCAUAAGAGAGAUGUUGCAAAUGGGCUCAGCUGCUAAGCAAAAGGUUGGAGGUUCAAAUCCACCCAGAGGCACUUCAGAAGAAAUGGCUGAUGAUCUGCUUUUGAAAAAUCAGCCAUUGAAAACCCUGUGGAGCACAGUUCUACUCUAACACGUGGUGUUGUCAUGAGUCAGAAUUGACAGCAACUUAGUUUUUAUAUAUUAUUUAUAUGUAUAUAUAUAUAUAUAUAUAUAUAUAUAUACACACACAUACUUUAUUUCACUGCUGAGAAACUGAGGCUCAAAGAGAUGAAAUAAAUUUUCCAAGGUCACAAGGCUAGUAAGCGGUAGAGUCUUGCUGUCUUUUAACUGAAAUUCAUUGUCUGAACCACACAACACAAAGAACUAUUUGAAUGACAAUUUUCUCAAUUCUCCCAGUGAUAGUACAUAAGAACUACUCUAGAUGUCUCUCAGCCACUCCUUGGAAACCCUAUGGGGAAGUUCUACUCUGUCCUGUAGGAUCGCUAUGAAAAAAAAAAAGUCGGGAUCAACAUGACGGCAAUGAGUUUUGGGAUUCCAGAUGUCUAGGAAACAAGUUAAUUUAUGACAUACAAUGGAUGCCUUGGGCCAAGCGUUCAGGAGUCUUGAAAAGUUGUGGUUGAGAAAGGAAUCGGUAACCUACAUACUCUGAAUUUUAGAUUGGGGAAGGAUAAUAAAACUUAGGCUGAGAGUAAGGAAGAUUUUUUUAAAGCUGAACAAUUCCUGGUAGUGGAAAAGACCACCUCACAAGGUAAUGGAUUAGCUGCCAGGAAGUUCAGAUAAAGGCUGAAUCCUGUCAAGGAUUUUGUCAAAUUCUCAGUGUGGAAUUGUGCUAGAUGACUUCUGCAGUUUUUCUUUUCCAUUUAAUCCAUAAUUGUAUAUCAUUAAAAAUAAACUUGCUUAUAAUUCAAAUGGAGCAUUGGCAGAAUGAGAAGGGAGCAAUGAGGUCGGAUACGUAAGGUAACCAUGUAAUUUAUUGUGCAAACCAGGAAGGACACUUUAGAGAUGGGAAAAAAGUGCUAUCAAUUACGCUGAGGCAACAGGCUGUCCCAGGCAGGCCAGCUGGCUUAUGUAAGCCCAGGAGAUGAUUUGGCAGUAAAUGCACCUUUGAAGAGUACUCCUUUGCUAUCAGGGGAAGAAUGCUGAGAUUUGUGAAUGGGGGAACGAAAGUCUGACAUCAGAGUGCACAAAUAGAGGGACAACCAAGUGGGAAUGAUUUUAUUUCCCUUCUGGCAUGAGGUCAUCAGGAGUAGGGCUUUGGUUGAAUAAUAGUCAGUGCCAGGAAAAAAAAGGUGUGGUUUAUUGUGCUUUGUUUGACAAAAGGAGAACCUUGUUCACAUAAAUGCUUGAUCAUUUCAAGUCUGUGCCAAGGGAUGUGUAAAUUCUUAACAUCUGCAGUAGUGUCCAAAUUAAAGUGUGUCCUGUGGAAGCAAGAAUGAACUUAAACCUCUGAUGUACUUUUAAUGAACAGUCCAUUAUACAUUUUUAUUUGAUAUGAGUGGCUAAGUGUAGCAUGCUGUCAUUCUAAAAUAGAUGAGUUCUAAGAGUAAUAAUAAAAAAAAAAGUACUUUAAAUUUUAAAAAUGUCAUUGUAACUUCCUAUUUGUUUGCUAUUGUUGCUCCCUAUUAUGAAUUGUGUGCCCCCAAAAUGUGUGUCAACUUGGCUUGGCCAUGAUUCUCAGUAUUGUGUGACUGUCCACCAUUUUAUCAUCUGAUGUGAUUUUCCUGUGUGUUGUAAAUCCUACGUUUAUGAUGUUAGUGAGGCAGGACUGAAUCUACUAGAUUAGGUUGUAUAUUGAGUUGAUCUUUUUUGAGAUAUAAAAGAGAGAAGCGAAUAGAAAGACAGGGGGACCUCCUACCACCAAGAAUGCAGAACCAGGAAGGGAGUGUGUCCUUUGGACCCAAGGUCCCUGCACUGAGGAGCUCCUACAGGGGAAGAUUGAUGACAAGGACUUUCCCCCAGAGCCGAAAGAGAAAGGCUUCCCCUGGAGCUGGCACCCUGCGUUCAGACUUCUAGCCUCCUAAAAGGUGAGAGAAUAAACUUCUGUUUGUCAAAGCCAUCCACUUAUGGUAUUUCUGUCAUAGCAGCACUAGAUAACUAAGAUGCUCCUAUUAUACCCAAGCAGUUUAGUAGCGUAUGUUGAAGUGGAGUCCUGUGAGAAGAUUUACUUCCUCUACUCAUCAGCAUCAAAACAUUUGAAAUGAUCAUCCAUUUGAUAUAUAGCAAAAAAAGAGACCAAAGAGUCUGUUUCCUUCAGUAGCCAGAUUUGGAGAUAAGAAUAACUCUAAGAGGAAUGACUUGGGCAGAAGAAAGGAAGGAAAAGCAGGAGGAAAGCUGUUUCCUUAAGCCCUACGGAAGGGAAUAGUAAAUGAAUUUCUGAUGGUCAGAAGGCUCAACUGUCUUGCAAGUAAAAUUAACUGUGUCUUUCAUUCCUUCGGUGAAUUUACCCAUAUCUCACUGAGGUGAAGAUUGUCUCUUCCAUUUUCCAUUAAACGUAUGUCUGUUUUCUUAGCCAACCAAACAUAUAAGCUUGAAUACCUCUGACUCCUUACCACUGACGUCCACUCCCUUGUCCAUUCGAUUGUGAAGCCCUGUGCAUCUUUUCUUCACAAUGUAUUCACAUUACAUUUCCACAAUUGCCGCUUUCAUCACUUGCAUCAUAGUUACCUGGACAUAUAGUCUGUUUUGUCUUUUUGUCUCCAUCCUGUAUUUAUAUCACCUCCAGAUUUAUGUUCCCAAAACACAUCUCUGAUCAGAUAGCUACCACUCCAGUGUUCCCCAAAGUAUGUUCCACAGAAACGUCCAGAAAUACAAGAUAGUUCUCUGAGAAAAAAAAAAGACACCAGGUCAAUAAAUCGACAAGUGGUACAUGUUUCAUCACCUUAGAGACCUACAAUGUGUAAUAGCAUCUUAAGGGGUGUUUUGGUCAGCUGGUGUUCCUAUAAUAGAGAUACCACAAGUGGAUGCCUUUAAGAAAGAGAAAUUUAUUUUCUCAUAGCCUAGUAGGCUAGAGUACAAAUUCAGGGCAUCAGCUCCAGGCGAAGGCUUUCUCUCUCUGUCAGUCUGUCAGCUCUGAAGGAACGUGCUUCUCAUCAAUCUUCACCUGGACCAGGAGCUUCUUUGUGCGGGAACCCCAGGUCCAAAGGACACGCUCUGCUUCCAGUGAGGUCACCCCAACCCUGCUUGCUCCCCUUUCCUUUUAUCUCUUGUAAAAUAAAAGGAGGAGCAGGCCAUACCCCAGGGAAAUUCCUUUUACAUUGGAUCAGGGAUGUGACCUUAGUGUGUUACAAUCCCACCCUAAUCCUCUUUAACACAAAAUUACAAUCACAAAAUGGAGGAAAAUACCACAAUACUUAGAACCACGGCCUAACCAAGUUAGCACAUAUUUUUAGAGAACACAAUUCAAUCCAUGACAAGGGAUCCGAUAAUUUCCUUCAGAAAGGAAAACAGUUUAACUUUGUUUUAACUAGUGUUUUAUUUGUCCAUAAAUUUUAAGAAUUUUUACAUACUACUUAUCUUCCUGAGUGUCUUAGUCAUCUAGUGCUGCCAUAACAGAAAUACCACAAGUGGAUGGCUUUGACAAAGAGAAAUUUAUUUCCUCACGGUCUAGUAGGUUACAAGUCCAAAUUCAGGGCAUCAGCUCCAGGGGAAGGCUUUCUCUCUGUGUCAGCUCUGGAGGACGGUCCUUGUCUUUAAUCUUCCCCUGGUUGAGAUGCUUCUCAGGUGCAGGGACCCCAUGUCCAAAGGACACACUCUGCUUCUGGUGCUGCUUUCUUGGUGGUAUGAAGUCACCAACUCUGCUCACUUCCGUUUUCUUUUAUUUCUUGAGAGAGAAAAAGUGGUGGAGGCCACACCCUAGGGAAACUCCCUUUACACUGGAUCAGGAUGGUGACCUGAGAAAGAGCGGUGUUACAAUCCUACCUGAAUCCUCUCAACAUAAAAUUACAAUCACAAAAUGGAGAGCAACUACACAAUACUGGGAAUCAUGGCCUAACCAAGUUGACACAUAUUUUUGGGGGGACACAAUAAAAUCCAUGACACUGGAUCCGUUAUUCUACAGAAACAAUGAGAAAUGAAGCUUUACGUAAAAGCUCCAUUAGUUCCCCCACUGGAUCCAAUUUUCCUGAUAUUAGAAAUGGAUUUUUAUAUAGUGUGGUAGAUUUUAUUAAGUUUCCAGGAUGUCAUUAGUCAAAUUGGUUGGUUUCCUCACAUACAUGAUUUGAUAAGAUCCAGCCCCAUCUUUAUUGCACAUAAUGAAUGUUACUCAUGCCUUUAGUGGGCAGGCUGGGGAGAACAAAGCAAUCGUGCCACUGCUGAUUCCCUAGAGACUGAGGAUCGAGACUGACAUGUUACUAAUGAAAUAUACUAGGAACGUUCCCUGAUGAAUAAAGGUGGGUGCACUUAUUUCCUAAGUAUGCUAAUGAUGUGAUUUAAAAAAAAUAAUGAUUUACUUGACUUAUUUCGCUGCAAUUUCUGCUUCAAAAUGCACUUUUAGUCAGAGGAAAUUAUUGUGCCUUCUGCAAACUAUUGCCUUCAAUAUCCCAAAGACCUGACAGUCACUGAAAUAGUGCAACUCUAAGAAACCACACUCCAUACACAAACAUUUUCGACCUUCCAUAAUCUGACCAAGCUACCUUACCAACCUUCUCUCUUACUCCUAAUUCCCCCAGGUGGUUACUGCUUUUUUCGGCCUCUGUGCUGUGCCUAUCCUAGUUAACUAAAUUGGUUGUUCUUCCUAUGUUUCAUCUCCCCUACUACAUUGAAGCAUAAAAUGUUUAAAUUUAUCUUUAUUUGUACAUGUAAGUGUCCAGAGAGUAGAUAAUGAAUGCCUGUGGAAUGAAUGAGUGAACUUCACAGACUAUUUCUCAUUGAAUUCAAAAUUAAAAAUGUACCAUAGCCUCCACCAGCCUGAGCCCAGAAUUAGUGGUGCCUGGCUACCACCACCAACAGCUCUGAUGGAGAUCGUGACAGAUGGUGCUCCUAGACAGAGCGGGAGAAAAAUACAGAACAAAAUUCAAUUUCACACACACAAAAAAACCGACUUACUAGUCUGACAGACACUGAAGGAACCCUGGAGACUAUGGCCCCUGACACCCUGCUAACUAAGAACUGAAGUCACUCUCGAAGUCCACCUUUCAGCCAAAGACUAGACAGGCCUAUAAAGCAAUGACGUGCUACCUAGUUUAGUUCCACCAAGUAUACCAGACUAAAUAAAUGGGCAACAUAUGCCCAAAAGCAAAGAUGAGAAGGCAGGAAAACUAGACAAAUGGACACAGGGAACCCUGGAUAGAAAAGGAAAGGGGGAGAGUGCUGACACAUUGCAAGGUUUGUAACCAAUGUCACAAAACUUUUUUUUUUUUUAAUUAAUUUUUAUUGUGCUUUAAGUGAGAGUUUACAAAUCAGGUCAGUCUCUCCUACAAAAAUUUACAUACACCGUGCCAUACACUCCUAACUGCUCUCCCUCCAAUGAGACAGCACAGUUCUUCCCUCCACUCUCUCUCCUCGCAUCCAUUCAGGUAGCUUCUGGCCCCCUUUGCCCUCUCAUCCCCCCUCCAGACAGGAGAUGCCGACAUAGUCUAAUGUGUCCACUUGAUCCAAGAAGCUCGUUCUUCACCAGUGUCAUUUUCCAUCCCCUAUCUGAGUCCAAUCCCUGUCUGAAGAGUUGGCUUUGGGAAUGGUUCCUCUCCUGGGCUAACAGAAGGUCUGGGGACCAUGGCCUCCGGGUUCCCUCAAGUCCCAGUCUAAUUUGGGGUCUGCAUCCCACUGCUCUCCUGAUCCCUGAGGGUUUCUUUGUUGAGUUCCCCGUCAGGGCAGUCAUCGGUUGCGGCUGGGCACCAUCUAGUUCUGGUCUCAGGCUGAUGUAGUCUCUGGUUUAUGUGGCUCUUUCUGUCUCUUGGGCUCAUAAUUACCUUGUAUCUUUGGCAUUCUUCAUUCUUCCUUGCUCCAGGUGGGUUGAGACCAAUUGAUGCGUCUUAGAUGGCCGCUUGCUAGUAGUUAAGACCCCAGAAGCCACUCUCCAAAGUGGGGUGCAGAAUGUUUUCUUUAUAGAUUUUAUUAUGCCAAUUGACUUAGAUGUCCCCUAAAAGCAUGGUCCUCAAACCCCCGCCCCUGCUGCACUGGCCUUUGAAGCAUCCACAUUAUUCAGGAAACUUCUUGGCUUUUGGUUUAGUCCAUUUUUGUUGACCUCUCCUGUAUUUUGUAUUGUCUUUCCCUUCACCUAAAAUAAAACUUAUCUACUAUCUAAUUAGCGAAUACCUCCUUCCCUUCCUCCCUCCCCCCUCUCAUAACCAUCAAAGAAUAUUUUCUUCUCUGUUUAAUCUGUUUCUCCAGUUCUUAUAAUAAUGCUCUUAUACAAUAUUUGCCCUUUUGCAAUUGACUAAUUUCACUCAGCAUAAUGUCUUCCAGACUUCUUCAUGUUAUGAAAUGUUUCAUGGAUUCAACAUUGUUCUUUAUCGAUGCAUAGUGUUCCACUGUGUGAAUAUACCAUAGUUUAUUUAUCUAUUCAUCCGUUGAUGGGCACCUUGGUUGCUUCCAACUUUUUGCUAUUGUAAACAGUGGUGCAAUAAACAUGGGUGUGCAUAUAUCUGUUCAUGUAAAGGCUCUUAUUUCUCUAGGAUAUAUUCCAAAGAGUGGGAUUUCUGGAUCAUAUGGUAGUUCUAUUUCUGGUUUUUUGAGGAAGUGCUGAAUCGAUUUUCAAAGUGGUUGUACCAUUUUACAUUCCCACCAGCAGUGUGUAAGUGUUCCAGUCUCUCCACAACCUCUCCAACAUUUAUUAUUAUGUGUUUUUUGGAUUAAUGCCAGCUUUGUUGGAGUGAGAUGGAAUCUCUUUGUAGUUUUGAUUUGCAUUUCUCUAAUGGCUAAUGAUCGUGAGGAUUUCCUCAUAUAUCUGUAAGCGGCCUGAAUGUCUUCUUUGGUGAAGUGCUUGUUCAUAUCUUUUGCCCAUCUUUUAAUUAGGCUAUUUGUCUUUUUAUGGUUGAGUUCUAGCAGAAUCAUGUAGAUUUUAGAGAUCAGGCGCUGAUCGGAAAUGUCAUGGCUAAAAACAUUUUCCCAGCCUGUAGGUAGUCUUUUUACCCUUUUCGUGAAGUCUUUGGAUGAGCAUAGGUAUUUGAUUUUUAGGGGCUCCCAGUUAUCUGGUUUCUCUCCGGCAUUUUUAGUAAUGUUUUGUAUUCUGUUUAUGGCAUGUAUUAGAGCUCCUAACGUUGGCUGUAUUUUUUCUUCCAUGAUCUUUAUUGUUUUAGGCUUUAUGUUUAGGUCUUUAAUCCAUUUUGAAUUAGUUUUUGUGCAUGGUGUAAGGUAUGGGUCUUGUUUCAUUUUUUUGCAGAUGGAUAUCCAGUUAUGCCAGCACCAUUUGUUAAAAAGACUGUCUUUUCCUCAAUUAACUGACUUUGGGCCUCUGUCAAGUAUCAUCUGCUCAUAUGUGGAUGGGUUUAUGUCUGGAUUCUUAAUUCUGUUCCAUUGGUCUAUGUAUCUGUUGUACUGUUACCACAAUUUCGUGAGUUAGAGCCACCUGGCGCAAAUAGCCGAUUUUUGAGACGGGGUGAGGUGGGUAGCAAGAGCUUUAUUAGAUAUACCGGUAUAUGGAGACAGAGGGGAAUGAUCUCCUCCUAAAGUUGCCUGUCUCACUAGACUACUGAUUAGCUCGGGUUUUCAAGGGAAAAGGGGCCAUAAGUUUUAGGGACUUGUGGAAUGUGCACUCUCUUUCUUCUGUUUGGUUUUGGUGGUCGUAUCUCAAACAUGCUGAUCUUGUCCUGCCAUUAUCCCAUCAGCUCAGGGGGUAGCUGGUGCCAUCCUUCGUCUUAUCUGACAAGCUUAGAUCAGUAUCACUUGUUUUCUACAGUCUUAGAGGAAACAUUGGUCAACACUUAACCAUUUUGGGAGCUAACAUCAGGAUCUUACUUGGAGGCAGGGAUGGGCUAGGGGAGGGAAAGGACAGAAAGAAGAAGGAAAAAAAAUUGGCUCAGGUACUGUUCAAGAUACGGCUGAGCAGCCUGUUUCAAUCCCCCCUUUUUGUUGUAGGUUUCUCAGUCUUGGGAAACAGGGCGCCGUGUCUCUCCAGCUGCUUCCUGCUGUGUGGGGUUGUGGAGGCCUAAGGGUUAGAGAAGUGGAGCUCUUGUGUUGUCUGCGUUAAACCAUUGGAUCUCUCUUGUAUCUAUAAAAAAAAAAAAAAACCCAUAGCGACCCUAUAAAAAAAUGCUGCUGUAUCUCUUCUUGAUGGGGGAUGGGUCGAAAUUUCUGGGCAACCAUCAUUUGGAGCUGGAACUUUUGAAUCACUUGAAAUGACUCUACCCUUCCGGGGAGAAGGCACCAACUCAUUAAGGCCUACACCAAGACACAUAAGCUUGUCUGGAGAGAGGAACAGCACAAGCAAAGGUUAAAAUAGAAAUCAGUAAAAUCGCUAGAGCGAAAACAAUUCUUAAUACUUUUACAGUACUUAUUUUUAUGAUACUUAUUUACCCGUCUUUGUUUCAUCUCUUAAAUAGCCACUUAAGUCUUUUCACUGGUUCGUAUUUUUAUAAAAAGGCAAAGGUGAGAAGUAGAUAAGCAUGUUGUUAGAGUCAUGUCUUUUCAAGCCUUGAGAAUAUUAAUAGGGUAUAAAAUGAGCAAAACCAUUGAAAGCUUCACCUUUUCACAAAUUGGCUAGAACCUGUGAUUUUAUAUUUUGAAUUGUCUUUUUUAGUGAUCGUUGGUACAGGUUUCAGUUAAUGACAAUCAGGAGGGUCUUCAUUGCUCCAACAAAUUUCUGUUUACUAGAUGUUAAUAGAAAAAGAUACGUGUGAAAAGUCUUUUGUGUUCUGGCUUAUGUGAAAGUUUCCCUACAAGACCUUUUCUAAGAUUAUUCUAUCUAUUGUCUGUAUACCUCAGGGCCUAGCUGAUGUGUCCUUGUGAGUCCAGCUCUAGCUGGGUCACAUUCUUUAUGCUCAAGGACAGGUAAUAAUGACUCUAAUAUCAUUUCUUAAAUCGUUUCUUCUUUUUGGUUGGAGAUUGGAGAUACCACAUCGAUGAUCAAUACCUGGACUUAGUCAAGCUCCUAGAUGGCAACCAUGGCAGGUUCUUUAAACUCACGGUGCUGGUUUACCACCUGAUACCAUCUGGUUCUUCACCAGGAUCUUAAGAGCGAAGUUCUCAUUAAUUGUAUUGUUGAAGUGAGCAAGCUCAAUGUACAUCAACAUUUUAGCCCGAAGCCUUCUUUUGCCUUUUAGGUGUGUAAGACGAUAGGAUAAAUGUUUAUUAUGCCUAAUAAUACUACCAGAAUAUUACUUGUAGUAGUACAAAUACAUCUGGUGUUUGUAAGGGUGUUACAGUGUGUGACCAAGUAGCUUGCUAUCCAGUGUUAUGUAUAUCCUGUUCUAUUUCUCCUGUGUUAUUUAUCUAAAUGUAACUCAACGGGUUUUGGUGGGUUUUAACGAGAGGUAUUUGCUACAGCACAUAUUACACUUUCUUGGACCAAUAAAUAAAAUCGAAGGCAAUUUUGUUAUCUCUUGUCACCUUGGCUUAAUGAGGUCAGAGAUCACUGUUGUGUUUCUUUGUCACUAGCAACAUCACUAUGUCUGUUACUUGUCAUGUAAAAAAAUUUCUUAAAAAGAUUUCUCCAAUUCAAAUAUACCGUAAGUAGGAAUUAAAUUUACCAACCAUACCUUGAGUGUUGGACCAAUGGGCUUUCUUCUGACUCUUGUUUUGCAAAGGAUAACAAAUCAACAUUACCUUUUUAGUAUUUACUGCAAAUAUCUAAAGAUAAUCUUAAAGUUCUCGAAGUGUAUUCAUUGCCCAGAUUAGCUAGGAAUCUAAACAAGAGAUUGACUAUCUAAAUUCACUAUUAGUUGGAAAGGGAGCAUCUAAAUUUGUUUAGCUGGAUCUACCACACAAAAACAUAUUGUCUACACAAAAACAUAUUGUCUAUAAAGUACACAAAGUUUGUCUAGAGAAAACAGAAGGCAUAGAAAAAUUUAUAUAUGACAAACAAGUUUCUAUUAAAGAAUACGGGAUUAGCAAGAUAAUACAGGAUGGACUUCUCCUGUUAGAGGUCUCUAGUUCAUCUGUCUAAAACAUAUUAAGUGUUUUCCCUGAGGGCAAGCUGUCUCUCAUUGGUUUACUUAUUAAGUCAUGGGUCACUUUCUCAGAAGCACAAGUGGAAUUUAAGACAAAGUGGAAUCUGAGUCAUGAGGUUGAUCUCUGAGAACCUGAUUUCUUUAAGUUACAUGAUUUUCUAUAUAGCAAGAGGGUAAGAGUUUGAUUACAAGCAUUAGACAGGUACUUCAUACAACAUUGUCUUGAAAACUGAUUAAACCAGUUACUGAUUUACCUUAAAUAUAACUCUAUUUACUGAUCUUUGGAGACAAUUUCUCAAAACAGACCGAAUUCUUCAAAAAAAAAAGCAUAACAUCUGGAGCAAAAUGGUCUUGUUAGUUUAUCUGGACAAUUGUUUGACUACUAGCAGCUUUAGGAAUCAGUUUUUUUUCUCAAAGCUCAAGGUUUAAAAGGACACCCAAAGGCAAUGGCCCAUGUAGGUUGUCCCAACCUCUAUGAUAGUCAGAAAUCUGGAUUUUAGUAAAAUUAUAUACAGUCUUUCAUGGUUCCCUCUUUGUAUCAGGAUCUUGUAAUAGAAUCCUUGAUUAAAAAUGUUUAAUAAAUGGUAAUUGGGCACAAUCUGGUUUUUAAGAUCUCAGGCACCAUACAAGUAAAUCAGGAGGUGGAAUAGAAACACUAACACUAGGCCAAUUGUCUGCAAUAAUCAAUGAAGUCAUGACUCUAAGGUCUUUGAACCAAGGAAACAAAUCUCAUAAGGUGUUUGUUUACACAUAAGUAGCAUCACUAGCUGUUUUUCAUGUGUCUCAGUAACAACUACAUUCUCUCAAACCUAAGAUUGUAUAUUAAUAUGAACACAGCAACAUUUAUCUAUUAAGGAACAAACUAUUCUUUGAGAGAACUAAUAGAAAAUCUGAUGUUAUUCUAAUUUGUAAAAUCAUAGCUCAAAUUUUAGACACUUUUCUGGUUAUGAUAUUUACAACUUUGCUAAGUUUACCAAAAGGAACUUCUAAUUCAAGAGUUAAAACAAUUAAACCCAUUCGGUAGUAAUUUAGGAGAAAAAAGGAAAAUGAUUUCUUAUAUCUAGAAUGUAGGACCUUAAAGCAUUAUUUCCAGAAAGAAAGACUUUAAAAUAUCAGAAAUAUUUUUACAUGAAACCCAUAGUAUCAUUUCGUUUACUCAGUCUUAUGUAGUUAGCUUCUGUUGCAGGUGAUCCUGGAUCGACUGCAGUCUGUAAAACCAUCAGCUUCUGUACAGAGCUCUGGAAAUCUUGAUUGAGUCUGGUCACAGUCUUUUUUUGCAAGUUCAAUACAGUCCAUAUUUUUUGUUGAGAUAUUCAAGUCAAAUGUUUUCAGAAAAUCGGCAAAGUAAAAAUUUAUCUGUAGAUGACAAAACUUAUCAUGGCCAUGAUUAAUUUAUAAACAUAACUCUUAAUAGUCAAAGACCUGAUAGAAAUUAAUUACAAGCAUAAUAUAAAGGCCAAGUAAAAUCAGUUAAAAAAAACACUUUAGAUAAAAAUAUUUUUAAAUAUAACCACUAAUAACCGUAUUUUUAAAGAACUUCAGACAUAACACAUAAUAAUCUUGAGACAUAAAACCAUAUAGUCAGUUUAUACUAAGAAUAUACCAAGAUUAUCAAGUCUCUAAAUACCUGAAUAGUAAUCAAAAAAAUAACUUCAUAGGUAAAUGAUUUGAAUUCUCCAGUAAAACUAUUGGCUUUGAUGAUGUUAGAUUCAAAAAAUAAAGUUAAACCAAGUUAGCAAUAAAGAAAUAAUAAAAUUAUGACAUAAUAUUAUGCAUUUGUUGUCUAAUAUUAGGCAAAAACGUAAGAGGAAUUAGUAUACUAACAUAUAAAUUUUAACCCAAAGAGAAAGAAUCAGCACUUCUCUUGAUUUUAACAACAGGUUCCAUGUAUUUUAUAACAUGUUAAAUAAAACUUCUCAGCACUUUCAUAAAAAUUUUGUGGCUUUCCAUGAAGUUUCAAACUUGUCAAGAGUUUAUCAUAAGUUACUGUGAAACAAUACUUAAAUUAUUUCACCAAAGAUCUCAAAAUAAAAACCUUAGCUUUUUUCUUCUUAAAGCCAUGUGGCUUGGUUUCUGACUCAGGAAUCUUAUUCUAAUGAGACCGAACCUUUGUUUUAGAGGCAGGUUACAUUAAUAAAUUAGCUCUUUAACUCAGAAAUAAAAGAAAAUUUUGUUAUUUUAACAGCGAGAAACCUAAUUCUUUGUUUUAUGUGCUAUAAAAGCUCUUAAAAAUCUCAUAAAUUAAACCAUUAAAAUUCAGUCAGACAGAUAAAACUUUUGACCAUAUCAAAUAAAUUUCUUUUUAAUAAACUUGCACACCCCUUUAAAUGGCAAAAUGAACUCACUUAUGAGCUGACCCAAAUAUACACACACAUAUAUCCUUUUUCUUGUGGUAUAAAAAGCAAAAGUAUAUAAGCUUAAAUUAUGAAAAAUAUCUAUUAAUUCAACAUCAAUAAGAAAUUAUUUUAAGCCCGUAUUCCAUAAAACAUUACAAAUUGAAAUAAAGUUGCUUUAAAUAUUCCAAGUUUUCAUUUAACUUUUACUAUUUCCCAUAUAUAUUUUUUUCCAAUCUAAUUUUAGCCCUUAAAGAUUUCAUCAACUGGCUUUGGAAAUCACAAAGCCUCUGUUUAAUUGAUCAAUUCGUUGAUAUGGAUAUAACCUUCAAGUCUCUGGCUAGGGUUGGAAACAUUUUUCUAGGCCAUUUUGGGUGUAUCAUUCUGAUUUUUAUUUGACCUUGGUGGCUGAGGGCUGGGGGCUGAGGAGGCCUGAUUGUGUCCUGCCCUACCUACCUUUUAAAUCCAGGCAAGAUUAGGUCCUCCUGAUUCAUUUACAUAUGUUUAAGUGCACCUAGGCAUUUUGAAAGGCAAAACAAUUUCUUUCUCUUUAUCUCAGAGUAAACUCAGCAGGUCAGUUCUAUUAGCCAAGAGAUUUUUUAACCCUAUACUUCUUUCAGUUUUUGAAGCUUUUCUUUUAGCGUAAUAGGAAUUUAUUUGUCUCAUGCACUGCAGCCAAGAGUUUUCUCAGCUCUGGGAGACAACCUCUUUUUAAAAUCUUAACACUGUGCCCGGGGUGUUCUCUGUCCAAGUCUAGACUGAAAAUCUGUUUUCGCCAUGUUAUCUUUUUUUUUUUUUUUAAAGAAAGAGGAAAAAAAUUUAAGGCCACGGAGGGACUCUCAAGCUUAUUUUCUUCGGCUAUUCUCAAACCGAGACCUACAUCUACAACCCACAGCUAGGGUUGGUUAAUUCUUGGGAUUACAGUCUUCUCAGGGGUGAAAAGAAAAAAAAAAACCCACCCUUUUCUACAUGGAAAAGAAAGAAAGAGGAAAUAAAAUACGGAGAGCAAAAAGAGCAGAGUGGAUACUAAGAUGAGAAAGAGGAGAAGAAUGUUCCAAAAAACGCAGAGGGACUUGAACCCGCCAAAUCGCCAAUGGGGCGAGGGCCCCUUAAUUAGGCGAGAGCGGGUCCCAGUGGGCCACAACCCCUAUUUCCCUCCUUGUUACGGGGUCUGGGUCUUAGGACUGU
This is a messenger RNA of Loxodonta africana (African savanna elephant), 15624 nucleotides long. RefSeq names its product chromosome 15 C11orf71 homolog (gene C15H11orf71). The transcript is spliced from 2 exons. The coding region runs from base 223 to 618 and encodes 131 amino acids. The record is from RefSeq and is a predicted model, not a curated record. NCBI's taxonomy places the organism in Eukaryota, Metazoa, Chordata, Mammalia, Proboscidea, Elephantidae.